Molecule: messenger RNA, 1650 nt
Organism: Fusarium odoratissimum NRRL 54006
Lineage: Eukaryota; Fungi; Ascomycota; Sordariomycetes; Hypocreales; Nectriaceae
Exons: 4
Coding region: 1-1650 (549 amino acids)
Biological process (GO): pentose-phosphate shunt
Cellular component (GO): cytosol
Molecular function (GO): transketolase activity
Source: RefSeq, a predicted model, not a curated record
AUGAACCCCAUGAUGCAUCACACACCCGCCGAAGCCUCGGGUGACUCUCGGGCCAGUGGAAGCUCCUCUCAUGAGCUUCAAAAGCUCGACAGAGUCUCGAAGCUGCUCGUAGGUUUCAUCUCGCAGUUGAACAAAGAAGAAUAUGAAUCUUCCAGGCUCAAGGCUUCUAUUGGAACUGCUCUCUUCAAGCACGUGAUGAGAUAUGCACCAGAGAACAGUCACUACUUUAACCGGGAUCGUUUAGUCGUGUCAGGACAUUACGCUGGCAGAUGGCAAGACUUGUUUGUGCAUCUCAUUGCAGCAAAGGGCAUCGCCGUCGACCCAUUAGGAGUUGCCAGCGUCUUUUCCAGAACAACAACUCUUCCGUGUCACUCAAAUCAAGCAAUCUCGAGUGCUAUAGGUCAGGCAAUUGCAAUGAGAAACCUUACGAUGCUCUACAACAAGCCAGGCCUGGAGCUGCUAGACAACAUGAUUUGGUGCGUCAUCGACGAUGCCAAGUUUCAGCAGGACAGUGCUCUUAAUACAGUCGCUCUUGCCGGCAGUUGGAAGCUAAGUAAUCUUUGUAUUAUUUACGAUAGCAUGUAUGAUCCAAUGAGCGAUAAGCUUGAAGUUAACAACCUCAAGACGCGUGGCUGGAAUGUAAUUGAACUAGUGAAUGACGACGACCUCACUAUCACCGCUCUGUGUACGGCCCUCAGUACCUCAAGAAGAAGCAAUGCGCCGACCUUGAUCAGUGUCCAGUCGCCCAACAGCUCCUUGUCACACUGGCUACACUCUCAUCCCAACAACAACACUCCGCUCUACCUCCCACCAGAACUUUACGACGUCUUCCAAGAUGUUUUCAAGAAAAGCAACCUCUACGAGGCUGAUUGGCUGGUGAGGGUGAAGAGAUACCGGGAACUGUACCCAGCGCUCGCCAGGGAGUUCUGGAAUCACGUUGCCGGCAAGCCAGCCACCAUCACUCAACACCAAACUGCCCUCACUGGCCCAAUAACUCCACCUCUAUCGCCCUGGCCAGCUGAGCAGCCCUCUCGGAGAGGAGAACACAGCUCCCUCGGAAGAGACAAGUUUUCACCGCACCCAGACAGGCGUUCGAGGCCAGGUAGAACAAAGCCCGAAACCCUUCAUAUCCGCCCCUGCGACGCCGAAGAGGCUGCAGGUGCCUUUCUCGUGUCCAUCAGAUCGACCAAGUUACCAACAACUAUUUCCUUACCACAGAAUGGUGCCGCAAGCUUUCCUGAUCACUCGUCUCGUCUAGGUGUGACACUUGGAGCUUACGCCUUCUCUAAAUGUCACGACGAGGACUUUGACUUGACUCUCAUAACCGCUGGUGUUGGGAUUCACUAUGCCAUGGGCACGCAGGAGUUUCUCAUAAGGGAGUAUGGUCUGAAAGCUAGAAUAGUGUCAUGUCCCUGCCUUAGGCUUUUUCAGCUGCAGACAGAGGAGUACAGGAGAUCUGUCCUUCAGGUGCAGAGCAGGAAACCGACGGUGGCAAUUGACUUUGGGAAUAGCCAGGGCUGGAAGCCUUAUGCAGACGCGUUAGUGUUGUUGAAAGAAAGCGUGAAUGUAGAAAUAGAGGCCAAUAUGCCGAAUAGGAUUGGACCUAGGGUUAAAGACUUUGUUAAGGAGUUUAAAAAGAGAAAUACUUGA